AUGGCAGCGGUAUUCGACGAUAUAAGGCUUGAGGACAUCCCUGUGGAUGAUGUGGAUAUGCAGGACCUUGAGGAGACGUAUGCUGUAGAGCGGAGCAUCGAAUUUGACAGAUACGUGGUUGUCGACGGGGCGCCGGUGGCGCCGGAGGCGAAGGUGGGCGCGCUGCAGAAGGUGCUGACGAAGCUAUUUUCGCAGGCGGGGUCAGUGGUGGACAUGGAUGUGCCUGUCGAAGAGGGGCGGACGAAGGGACACCUUUUCAUUGAGUUUGAGGACGCCGGCGCUGCGCGGCGGGCGAUCAAGAUGUUCAACGGGAAGAAGUUGGACGUCAAGCACCGCCUGUGGGUGAACGGACUAGACGACAUGGAGCGCUACGGGCGGCCGGACUUUUCAACGGAAUACCGGGAGCCUGUGGUGCCGGAGUUCGAGGCGACGGAAUACCCACGGUCGUGGUUGCAGGACGAGACGGGUCGGGACCAGUUUGUGCUGCAGAAGGGCGAGAUGACGGCUGUAUUCUGGAACCGGAACAACCUGCAGCCGGAGAACGUUGUCGAACCGCGCCGCAACUGGUCGAACUCUAUCUUGAACUUCUCGCCUCACGGUACGUACCUAUUCUCGUUCCACGACCAGGGCAUUGCGUCCUGGGGUGGGCCGCAGUUCAAGCGUCUCCGUCGGUUUGCGCACCCUGAUGUUAAGGCGAUCUCCAUGUCCUCGACCGAGAAGUACCUGGUUACCUUUUCGUCGGAACCUCUAGAAGUCUCGGAUGAACCUAACGAGGCUUGUCCAUUCGGGCCCGAGUCGCGGGGCCACCAGCUAUGUAUAUGGGAUGUGGCAACAGGUGUCUGCGUGAAGACCUUUGCGCUGCCGCCUCAGCAGCAGCUGCAAUGGCCUAUGGUCAAGUGGUCCUUUGACGACAAGUUCUGCGCUCGUCUUGGCCCUGGCGCAAUUGCUGUGUACGAGACCGAGAAGAACUUCCAGCUGUUGGGCGGUAAGGUGAUGAAGAUCGAGGAUGUUCAGGACUUCUCCUUUGCUCCUAAGGGCAUCAAGUUGGCGUCAAACAGACCCAACGACCCACCAUCUACUGUCAUGGUAUACUGGACUCCAGAGUCGAACAACCAGUCGUGUAAAGCUGUCCUGAUUGAGCUACCGAACCGCCGUGUUCUGCGUACCAUCAACUUGGUGCAGGUUACUGAUGUCUCCUUCCAUUGGCAGAACCAGGCAGAGUUCCUCUGUGUACAGGUGGACCGUCACACGAAGUCUAGGAAGACCAUCUUCACCAACAUGGAGAUUUGCUCUUUGACUGCCAGAGAGUUUCCAUUUGAGAAGGUGGAGAUUAAGGACCGCUGCAUGCGCUUUGCAUGGGAACCUAAUAGCGACCGUUUCGUGAUCAUUUCGAGAUCUGAGAAUGUUAACGAUAACCCUGCUAUUGCGAAGAACGUUGUGAGCUUCUACGCGCCUGAGAAGAAGGUCGACAAGAAGGGUGUCAUCAUUGACAAAGAGCUCAGCAUCUUCAAGAAGUGGAAACUUGUGCGUGCCAUCGACGGCAAGUUCUCCAACGAAAUUACCUGGUCACCUGCUGGACGUUUUGUAUGCGUCGCUGCUAUUGGUAAGAUUGGUUCCCGUAACGAGAACAUUGAUUUCUACGAUAUGGACUAUCCAAACACUGAAAAGAUCAUUAACACUGCUACUGACGUUAACGCUACCCUGAGAGACGUUGCCCACAUCAACUACGCCAGUGCCACUGAUUACGAAUGGGACCCAAGUGGACGGUACCUUGCCUUCUGGUCUUCCGCGUGGAAGCACAAGGCCGAAAAUGGAUACAAGGUAUUCAACUUGGCCGGUGCCAUCGUGCGUGAGGAGCUCAUCACCGACUUUAACAACUUCUUCUGGAGACCAAGACCAGACUCUCUACUAUCCAACUCUGAGAAGAAGAAGGUCAGAAAGAACCUCAAGGAAUGGUCCGCGCACUUUGAAGAGCAGGAUGCUAUGGAGGCGGACAGUGCUACAAGAGAGUUAAUCCUAAAGAGACGCAACUGGUUGGAUGAAUGGUCCAAGUACAGAGAGGCUUGCAAGCAAACCCUAUCCGAAAGUGGAUUGUCCAUUUGCGAUUGUGUCGAACUGUCAACUAAGGAUGAGGACUGUGAGCUUGUCGAGGAGAUUAGAGAGACUGUGGUUGAGGAGUCCACCGAGGAAGUGCCAUUUUUCGAGGAGUAA
Molecule: messenger RNA, 2211 nt
Organism: Eremothecium gossypii ATCC 10895
Lineage: Eukaryota; Fungi; Ascomycota; Saccharomycetes; Saccharomycetales; Saccharomycetaceae
Gene: PRT1
Product: translation initiation factor eIF3 core subunit b
Exons: 1
Coding region: 1-2211 (736 amino acids)
Biological process (GO): translational initiation
Cellular component (GO): eukaryotic translation initiation factor 3 complex
Molecular function (GO): translation initiation factor activity; RNA binding; translation initiation factor binding
Source: RefSeq, marked provisional